Amorphotheca resinae ATCC 22711 is the source of this 1155-nucleotide messenger RNA. RefSeq lists its product as hypothetical. The transcript is spliced from 3 exons. NCBI's taxonomy places the organism in Eukaryota, Fungi, Ascomycota, Leotiomycetes, Helotiales, Amorphothecaceae. The record is from RefSeq and is a predicted model, not a curated record. The coding region runs from base 257 to 1051 and encodes 264 amino acids.
CAACUCUCACCUAAUCCUCGGUUAAUCACCGUAUUGGGUGAGGGAUGGCAAUACGCAAAACCUAGAAAUACGCAAAUCCGAUCCUAUUACCCCUCUUUCACUACGGAGAGUUGGCCAGGCCAACCGAACGAUUUGUGCUGACCAAGGUAAGGUAAGGUACCUUAAGGUAGGUACCUACCAGGUAUAUAAAAUGCGGCGAAGCACUCUUCUUCGUUGGAACACGUCCGUAAUAAUCGUCCUUUUAUGAAAAUCAAAGAUGGCUUCUUCAACUACAGCGAUUGAGCAACCUAAAAUAAAGUUGUAUUGGCUUGAUCAAUCACGUUCCCAACGCAUAGUAUGGCUCCUUGAGGAGUUGAAGCUUCCCUAUGAGGUCGAGAUCUUCCACCGGGACAAGAAAACCAAGUUCGCACCGCCCGAGCUCAAGAAGAUCCACGCUCUGGGGAAGUCUCCCGUCCUCUCUGUCACGCCCCCGGGCUCCUCCUCCUCCCAGCCGGUCAUCAUAGCCGAGAGCGCCUUCAUCGUCGAGUACCUCCUGGACCAUUUCUCGAGCGGGAGUACCCUGCUCCCGAAACGGUACCGGGAGGGCCAGGAUGGCAAGCUUGGGGGCGAGACGGAGGAAUGGAUGCGGUUCAGAUAUUACAUGCAUUACGCCGAAGGCAGCCUCAUGACGCUGAUGCUUGUAUCCCUCCUCGCUCUACAAAUUAAGAAUUCCCCCGUGCCCUUCUUUCUCAAGCCCAUCACCCGUGCCGUGGCUGGCAAGAUCCAAUCCGGCUUCCUGGACUCGAAUUUCAAGACGCAUUUCUCGUUCUUGGAGGCGCAGCUUGCGUCCGCGCCGGGGGGUGGCCCGUACCUCUGUGGUCCAAACCUCACGGGUGCGGAUAUCAUGUUGAGCUUCCCUCUGAUGGCCGGGAGGGGCACCGUGGGCUUGACAAAGGAGGAUUACCCCAAGCUCCACGCGUACGUCGAUAGAUUGGAAGCGGAGCCGGGUUAUAAGAGAGCCGUCGAGAAGAUCAUAGAGCUCGAUGGGAAGUUCGAGGUAUUCAAUGUCUGAAUGUGUGUGGAAUGGUGUGAAGAGUGACUCGCUUUUGAAAGGGUGGUAUUGUUUUUCAAAUAUACGGUAGCUCCUCUCAUCAUCAUGACUUUUAAUGUAACCAG